CGUCAACUUUUUAGAUUGAAGGCAAAUAAAUAAAUAUCACGGCAGUGACUCAUCAUGACACAUUCUGUUGACUAUAGCGUCCAUAAAGUCGGUGGCUCAGUGCGUCUGUGUAUAGUUUACCUGCACUGUUGCCAUCUGUGACAAAGUCUGCUAUUAAUGUGAAAACAUGUGGUUAUCGGCCUCGUAACUCGCUGGCAUGAAAGCUUUCGCCCGUCGCGCUCGCUGUCAGCUUCGUGUUCCUAGUUUCCUAGGACCGUGAAGGCAGCACACGAGAUGGGCACGGAUUCGAAUGCACUCGCGUAUUAAGUCCGAUUUGUACUUGCGUGAGAGCAAGAGAAGAAAGAAAAAGCUGCAGUCAAAACUCACCCCCCCACACUUUUCUUUUGCCAAGAUUCGCAACAUCUGGAGGACGAGGGACGAGCCAGAGAAAGUUUUUAAGGAGGUAGAGAGGAAGAAGGGAAAGCCGGUUCGCGAGUGAAGAAAAUGCACUGAAAAGUUGAGGGUUGUUUUUUUUUGGGGGGGGGCGGGGGUGCACGGACCCGGCGUGCGGACGGCAAGAUCCGUGGAAGCGUGUAGAUAAGGGUGGAGGGGGGUGGGGGGAAGGAGCUCUCGGAGGGCGAGAGAAGUCCACCUGGGGAGUUCGCACAAUGAAUUAGCCAGAAGUUGGGAGACUCCGCCACUGGUCCACACUCAAGGCUAGCUCCUCGGCCCCUCCACCUCCUCGGAAAAGAGCCAAGCCUACGCCCAUGGAUGAGGAGAGGAGCGCUCCUGCCAUCUCCCCAGAGCCACCAGAUGUUGGGGCCCCUUGUCCAGCAGCGCCUCUGCCCAUCUUACAUGUAAAGGCUAUCAUAGAGAUUGAAAACAAGGCUCUGAUCCCAACAACAAGUCGAGAUGUAGCCAACACCUUCACUGAACCCCUCAUAUUGAGGUCAGAUGUCAUCCCAGAAGGGAUACAAGGUGACGACGGAGCCAAAUGCAAAAGCAGCCUCUCGGGCCCAGAGCUCACAACACCCAGCAGGAGUAUCACAUGUCAACCAGCAGCCAGAUCCACACCCAUCCACCCCACCCAGCCAUGUCGGACGCAGCCUAGCAGCCAAAUACGCAACGGAACCAAACAUCACGCACACGCACACUCCCCUCACUGCCCGCAUCCCACGCCUCACACACACUCACUUCAGUCUGGCGGGGACAGGAAUGGGGGCCCUCAUCCAAAACUGGGCUCCCUCCCCAGAGGAGGCUCAUCCACCUCCUCCUCCUCCUCAGCAGGGCCCAGCAACAGCAAGAAGUUGCAGUCUAACCCCUCCAUCACCUCCCAGAGCAGCAAAAGGAGUAAAGCCAGCUCCAAGAGUAGCUCGAAGAGCAACAGCUCCCAGAUUCCCACAGAGGCGCAGGAUGACUGCUGCGUUCACUGCAUCCUGGCCUGCCUCUUUUGUGAAUUCCUGACGCUGUGUAACAUCGUGCUGGACUGCGCCACCUGCGGGUCGUGCGCAAGCGACGACUCGUGUUUCUGUUGCUGCUGCUGCGCGUCGGAGGAGUGCGGGGACUGUGAUCUGCCGUGCGACAUGGACUGCGGCAUCAUCGACGCCUGCUGUGAGUCUGCAGACUGUCUGGAGAUCUGCAUGGAGUGCUGCAGCCUUUGCUUCUCUUCCUGAGGUCACUUCGCCCAGGGGGUGCGACACACUUCUUCACCUCUUGAUCCUAUCUCCACAAAGCCUGGGAGCGACUUCGAUCAGACUUUGCUGUCAUAGCUUGGCCUGGACUCCGUGGCUCUCACGAUAUUGGCUUGCCUUGUUGGCUCCACAAUACAGUAUGUCCCUCACAAAAGAGUCAGAGAGCAGUCAAUGGUAAAUUCCUCUCGCUUUCAGCCCGUCCUGCUUUGUGCUGGCUGUUGGGCCACUCGGAUGUCCGCUAACGUGCGCGAACUGGAUUGUUCCAACGGAGCCCCUUUUGUCGUCGAAGUGACUGGAGUUCUCCAAGCAUGAAAAAUGACCUCCAAAGGCAAAUGAGAAAAUGGAUCCAUUUAACCGGAUUUUAGUGUUUCUGUUGAUAAGAGCGGCAGCGUAAUGGAAAAAUUGAAGCUCAGCUCUCUGUAGAACUGUCUGAGUCUGUCCUUGCCAAGGUUAACGUCUUCCAGUCUGAUUGCAUGCUGUGGCCUUUGUGACACGCGCGGCCCAAGAGGCUGAUGCCGGAUCCAUUGAUCUCUUUGUCUACGGAGAAAUGUACAAAACACAGAAUAAUGGUGGCUUGUGGCAAUAUUAUAGACACAUUUCCUUUGUUCGUAAGUGUCUCAUUUAACAGAUGUAAUCAGCGAAGAAUCAUGAGAGAGUCAUUCAUCAGCUUGCAGAUGGAGCGCAUCAAAUCAGACCCGUUAGUGAUGGACAUCAGCGUGCAACGCUUGAUGGCAUUUAUAAUGAUCACAUUCUCUGCUUAACAUGUGAAGGGAGCGUUCGCAAUCAAAUGUCUCUCCUCAUUUCAUAUUUCAUAUUUUGUGUUUACUUUGAGAUUGAUUUGAGGAGCCCGGCCGUGCCCACUGAAAUCUUCCUCGUCCAAAUGGGCAAAACUGGCAAAAGGAUUGGACUAGAAGGCAGCAUCUUCCUUGAAUACAUUUCAUCUUUCUUUGUCACACUCGUUAUGUGAACAAAUGGUCUUUUCGGCUUAGCUCUCUGCCUCCAUUUCCAAGUAGAUUCCAAAUCUCUAUUAAUCCUUUUUGGGGGGCUAGAUUUUAGUUAAGAUAUUUGCAUUUCUCCUCUAAUGUGAAAAUCACAUUUCUGUGUUAUCAGGUUUGACCAAGCUAGCUGGAGAGCAGGUACUGCUGAACAUCUAAUUGAAUUCUGCCAGUGAAAAUCUCAUAUUGUGUUAUGCUAAGAUGGAUCCACACGCCCGUAGUAUGAAUGGUACGAAUUUCAACACAGGCCUUGACUCUUCUAGCGUCGCACACAUUUUCUCCGAGCAAACACUAUGUGCUUUAAAAAUGACUCGAUACAUCUCUCCUCUAAUAAUCUGAUAUUUUGUGCAAUUUUUUUUCUUGAUUUUUAAACGUGUGUACACAGAGGGCUUCGUGUUAUGUGAAUAUGGUGAAUUCAAACCUAUUCUAUGUUUGGUUAGUUUGGUUAGAAUAUACAAAGAGGACGAAAUCAAGCUACUUUGUAAUCACAGCAACUCAGAAAUCCGAGUUUCUGGAAUUAAAUGGAACUAGAGAAGUUAUGACUAAGAGUGUCUCAAAAUUUCCAGCAUGUUGAAAAUUAUAAUCCUGGAAAGACCUGGAAAACAAUGCAAUCUUUCCCAGAGAUUUAUGAAGGGAGAAGUGGAUCAUAGAAUACUACGGAGAAGUGGAUUUCAAUGUCAAGUUUGGGGUAAGAUACAAAAUAACCGAAGCAUUUUAACUGGAAAUACUUUCUCUUGUUGUCGGCCCAACCACAUGACAAGAACAACCAUCAAAAUUGUAUCUACGUGGCAAAACCAAAGGAAAAUAAACAUCAGCCGUUUUUUUAACGGUAAAUCCUUGCAGUAAAUGAAAACUCCAUUGAAAUCAGUCAAUUGCUUCACAGCCAAAAAGCCAUACUUUUUUUUUUUGUAACAUUUACAGCAUAUUGAUACUGACAACAGCACAAUAUUUUUGUCUGGUUGUUUUUUUUUAACAGUCUACUUCUCGUGGGCCACACAGCUUGUUUAUUCUCAUUCAGAGUAACCAAGCUGUAAAUCAACACGUACAUACUUGUUGCAGACAAUUUAAACACUAACUGUCAGUGUUAUCACAUAGAGUGUGUCGUACUGGAAUAAACAUAUUUUAACACUACUCUUAAAGCAACAUCUUCACCAUGAUGGUUGGUAGCCUGGUUGGUUUGGUCUGGAAGUGAGUAAAACCUUAAUAAAAAAAAAAAAAAUAAUAAAAUAAGUGGCAUUUGGAUAAACAUAUGGCCAUGAUAACUGGAAAUAGACAUUUUAUUUAGGUCCUACAAUACGAUUUAUUCUCUGGUAUUUGGAUGAUGUUCCAUUAUUCCCAUUCCAUUUUAGCUUCGGAUUGUUUUGUUAUCUUGUGAUGUUUUUUAUUUCUUUUUCUUUCUUUUUUUUUUUGAAAGUGGUUUAUACACAAUGUUAACUCACACCCUCUACUAGUAGUGUAAGUCGCUAUCACAGUCCAGAUGAAAUGUUACUUGAGAAUUGUCCACAAUAAUGUCAAUUUGUUUACAACAUAGCAACUUUGUUUAUUUCGAUUGCUGUCUUGGGAGUCACGUUAAAAACGUUUUGUUUAGUACUGAAUAA
Syngnathoides biaculeatus (alligator pipefish) is the source of this 4263-nucleotide messenger RNA. It is a transcript of the gene mdfi, whose product is annotated as MyoD family inhibitor. Lineage: Eukaryota; Metazoa; Chordata; Actinopteri; Syngnathiformes; Syngnathidae. The transcript is spliced from 6 exons. The record is from RefSeq and is a predicted model, not a curated record. The coding region runs from base 747 to 1652 and encodes 301 amino acids.